CACACACACGCGCGCACACACACCCCAUUGAUCAAUAUUUGGCCGUCUUGCUGCAACUUGCUGCAGUCUUUUAAAGGAGUAGUAGAGAGCGAGGGAGAGAGAAAGGGAAACUGACAGGAAGGGGUAAGGAGCUACACAUGUCACAUGUGCUUUCUAAGACGGCCAGGAGCAUCUGCAGGCUGGAUCUGGUGGAGGAUGCUGCGGCAGGUGAUACACAGAGGGCUCCAGUCGUUUUUCUACAAGCUGGGCUUAUUCGUGAGCAGGCAUCCGGUGUUUUUCCUUACUGUGCCCGCAGUCCUGACCAUCAUCUUCGGCUUCAGCCUGCUCAACCGCUUCCAGCCUGACACUGACCUGGAGAGCCUGGUAGCCCCCAGCCACAGCCUGGCCAAGAUCGAGAGGAGCUUAGCCAGCAGCCUUUUCUCCCUCGAUCAAUCCAAAAGCCAGCUGUAUUCGGACUUGCACACCCCGGGAAGGUAUGGCAGGGUGAUUCUCCUCUCCAAACCUGGAGGCAAUAUUUUGCAUCAGGCUGAUGUGAUCCUGCAGAUCCACCGAGCCGUGCUGGAAAUGAAGGUGAACUACAAAGGCUAUAAUUAUACUUUUUCCCAUCUGUGUGUGUUGAGAAAUCAGGAUAAGAAAUGCGUGCUGGAUGAUAUUAUUUCAGUUCUAGAGGAUCUGAGGCAGGCUGCCCUCUCCAAUAAGACAACAGCCAGGGUGCAAGUGAGCUAUCCCAACACUAAAUUAAAGGAUGGAAGAAGCAGUUUUAUUGGCCACCAGCUUGGAGGGGUCAUGGAAGUACCAAACAGCAAGGACCAGAGAGUCAAAUCAGCCCGAGCCAUCCAAAUCACUUACUACCUCCAAACGUAUGGCUCUGUCACCCAGGACCUCAUUGGGGAGAAAUGGGAGAGUGAGUUCUGUAAACUGAUGCACAAGAUGCAGCUGGAUCACCAAGAUCUGCAGCUCUACUCACUAGCAUCCUUUAGUCUCUGGAAGGACUUUCACCAGACAAGUCUCUUGGCCAGGGGCAAGAUUUUGGUGAGCCUGAUGUUGAUUCUCCUGACUGCUACCCUCUCGAGCUCCAUGAAGGACUGCCUGCGCAGCAAACCUUUCCUGGGACUCUUGGGAGUACUCACUAUCUGUAUUUCCAGUGUCACUGCGGCAGGGAUAUUUUUCAUUACUGAUGGAAAAUAUAAUUCUACUCUGUUGGGAAUCCCUUUCUUCGCUAUGGGUCAUGGAACCAAAGGAGUGUUUGAACUUCUUUCAGGAUGGCGUCGAACCAGAGAGAAUCUGCCAUUCAAAGACAGAGUAGCCGAUGCCUACUCAGAUGUCAUGGUCUCCUACACAAUGACAAGCUCUUUGUACUUCAUAGCCUUUGGCAUGGGUGCAAGUCCUUUCACCAACAUUGAAGCUGUAAAAGUGUUUUGUCAGAACAUGUGUGUCUCUAUCCUGUUGAACUACUUCUAUAUCUUCUCAUUCUUUGGCUCCUGCCUGGUCUUUGCUGGCCAGUUGGAGCAGAAUCGUUAUCACAGCAUCUUCUGCUGUAAAAUCCCUUCAGCAGAAUACCUGGACCGGAAACCUGUGUGGUUCCAGACCAUGAUGAAUGAUGGCCAUCAACACACUUCCCAUCAUGAGACCAACCCAUACCAGCAUCACUUUAUCCAGCACUUCCUCCGAGAACAUUACAAUGAGUGGAUUACCAACAUCUAUGUUAAGCCAUUUGUGGUGAUACUGUAUCUCAUCUAUGCCUCUUUCUCCUUUAUGGGGUGCUUACAGAUUAAUGAUGGAGCCAACAUUAUCAACCUUCUUGCCAGUGAAUCUCCAAGCGUUGCCUAUGCCCUCAUACAACAAAAGUAUUUCAGCAACUACAGCCCAGUGAUAGGUUUCUAUAUUUAUGAACCUCUGGAGUACUGGAAUGGCACUGUGCAAGAAGACCUAAAGACAUUAAGCCAAGGGUUCAAUACAGUGUCCUGGAUUGAACAGUACUACCAGUACCUUCGAGGGGGCAACAUCAGUGCAACCAACAAAAGUGACUUUAUCAGCAUCCUCCAGAGCUCAUUUUUAAAAAAGCCAGAAUUUCAGCACUUCAAAAAUGACAUAAUUUUCUCCAAAGCUGGGGAUGAGAACAAUAUAAUUGCUUCUCGUUUGUACCUGGUGGCCAGGACUAGUGAAAACACACAGAGGGAGGCAAUAGAAUUGUUGGAGAAGCUGAGACCACUCUCUCUUAUACAGAGCAUCAAGUUCAUUGUGUUCAAUCCUACUUUUGUUUUCAUGGACCACUAUGGUUUGUCAGUCACUAUGCCUGUCCUGAUUUCUGGUUUUGGCAUCCUGCUGGUGUUAAUACUGACCUUUUUCCUGGUUAUCCAUCCUCUGGGAAAUUUCUGGUUAAUACUCAGUGUCACCUCAAUAGAGCUGGGUGUCCUUGGCUUGAUGACCUUAUGGAAUGUAGACAUGGAUUGCAUUUCUAUACUGUGCCUUAUCUACACUUUGAAUUUUGCCAUAGAUCACUGUGCACCCCUGCUUUAUACAUUUGUACUAGCUACUGAGCACACCCGAACUCAGUGUAUAAAGAACUCCCUUCAAGAGCAUGGGACAGCCAUUUUGCAGAAUGUUUCUUCUUUUCUUAUUGGGUUGGUUCCCCUUCUCUUUGUGCCUUCAAAUUUGACCUUCACACUGUUCAAAUGCUUGCUGCUUGCCGGCAGUUGCACACUUCUGCACUGUUUUGUUAUUUUGCCCGUCUUUCUAACCUUUUUUCCACCUUCCAAAAAGCACCACAAGAAAAAGAAACGGGCCAAAAGGAAGGAACGAGAAGAGAUUGAAUGCAUAGAGAUACAGGAGAAUCCUGAUCAUGUUACAGCAGUCUGAAAGGCUUAGAAAAAAUAGUAGUAUAUUCUCUUUUUAAAAAAGCGUUGCACAGAGAUGCAGGGAAAAUAGAGCAAAGAUCUCAGCUGCUUGUGCUGGCCAGGUCUGACAAGGCAAAAGAAGAUCAAGAAGGGGUAUUCAUGACACAUCAAGGUGCAAUUUAUCUUUUUUUUUUUAAACAAAAAUUAUGAAAGUAAAAAUAUUCUCAGAUGUUUCUAUUGAAUCCUCAG
Messenger RNA from Dryobates pubescens (Downy woodpecker), 3086 nucleotides. RefSeq names its product patched domain containing 4 (gene PTCHD4). NCBI's taxonomy places the organism in Eukaryota, Metazoa, Chordata, Aves, Piciformes, Picidae. Bases 145 to 2859 code for a protein of 904 amino acids. Gene Ontology annotation, cellular component: membrane. The transcript is spliced from 3 exons. The record is from RefSeq and is a predicted model, not a curated record.